CGCCUUCCGGACAGACUGCAAGGAGCCGGGGAUGCAAUCAUAGGGAGGAAGAGGGGCAGCCUUUGAGGGUGGUCAGAUCUUUGGGGGCGCAGCCCCAUAGUGCCCAGGGGGUCUCAGGGUUAUUAGGGACAGACAGUCUCGGUUGAGAAGGGUCUCUCAGACUAAGGGGGGAGCAGCUGGCCGCCGCCCGCCGCCAUGGGGCUGAAGGCCGCCCAGAAGACGCUGUUCCCUCUGCGCUCCAUCGACGACGUGGUGCGCCUGUUCGCUGCUGAGCUGGGCCGAGAGGAGCCGGAUCUGGUACUCCUUUCUCUGGUACUGGGCUUCGUGGAACAUUUCCUGGCUGUCAAUCGUGUCAUCCCCACCAACGUGCCGGAGCUCACCUUCCAGCCCAGCCCAGCGCCCGAUCCUCCCGGCGGCCUCACCUACUUCCCCGUGGCCGACCUAUCCAUCAUAGCUGCCCUCUAUGCCCGAUUCACCGCCCAGAUCCGCGGCGCUGUGGACCUGUCCCUCUACCCGCGAGAGGGGGGCGUCUCCAGCCGCGAACUGGUAAAGAAGGUCUCGGAUGUCAUAUGGAACAGCCUCAGCCGAUCCUACUUCAAGGACCGGGCACACAUCCAGUCCCUCUUCAGCUUCAUCACAGGCACCAAGCUGGACAGCUCAGGUGUGGCCUUUGCAGUGGUGGGGGCCUGCCAGGCUCUGGGUCUUCGAGAUGUCCACUUGGCCCUGUCUGAGGAUCAUGCCUGGGUAGUGUUUGGGCCCAAUGGGGAGCAGACAGCUGAGGUCACCUGGCAUGGCAAAGGCAACGAGGACCGCAGGGGCCAGACAGUCAACGCGGGUGUGGCUGAGCGGAGCUGGCUGUACCUGAAAGGAUCAUACAUGCGUUGUGACCGCAAGAUGGAGGUGGCGUUCAUGGUGUGUGCCAUCAACCCUUCCAUUGAUCUGCACACUGACUCUUUGGAGCUGCUGCAACUGCAGCAGAAGCUGCUCUGGCUGCUCUAUGACCUGGGACAUCUGGAAAGGUACCCUAUGGCACUAGGGAACCUAGCAGAUCUGGAGGAGCUGGAGCCCACCCCUGGUCGGCCAGACCCACUCACCCUCUAUCACAAGGGUAUUGCUUCUGCCAAGACGUACUACCGUGAUGAGCACAUUUACCCCUACAUGUAUCUGGCUGGCUACCACUGUCGCAACCGCAAUGUGCGCGAAGCCCUGCAGGCCUGGGCCGACACUGCCACUGUCAUUCAGGACUACAAUUACUGCCGGGAGGAUGAGGAGAUCUACAAGGAGUUCUUUGAAGUGGCCAAUGAUGUCAUCCCCAACCUGCUGAAGGAAGCUGCCAGUCUGCUGGAGGCAGGGGAAGAGAGGCCAGGGGAGCAGACUCAGGGCACCCAGAGCCAGGGUUCUGCCCUCCAGGACCCUGAGUGUUUUGCCCACCUUUUGCGAUUCUACGAUGGCAUCUGCAAAUGGGAGGAGGGCAGCCCCACUCCAGUGCUGCAUGUGGGCUGGGCCACCUUCCUUGUGCAGUCUCUAGGUCGCUUCGAGGGACAGGUGCGGCAGAAGGUGCACAUCGUGAGCCGAGAACCCGAGGCCGCCGAGGCGGAGGAGCCAUGGGGGGAGGAAGCCCGGGAAGGACGGCGGCGGGGUCCUCGCCGAGAGUCCAAGCCCGAGGAACCACCUCCGCCCAAGAAGCCUGCAUUGGACAAGGGUGCCGGCUCCGGCCAGGGUGCGGGAUCAGGUCCGCCCCGGAAGCUGCCAGGGAAUGUCCCCGGCACCACCCGCCCUGAAGUCGGCAGUGCUGCUCCGACGCCAGCAUCCGCAGCCUCCCCGCCACCGGAUGGGCCAGUGCUCACUUUCCAGAGCGAAAAGAUGAAAGGCAUGAAGGAGCUACUGGUGGCCACCAAGAUCAACUCGAGUGCCAUCAAGCUGCAGCUCACGGCGCAGUCGCAAGUGCAGAUGAAAAAGCAGAAGGUGUCCACACCCAGCGAUUACACUCUGUCUUUCCUCAAGCGGCAGCGCAAGGGCCUAUAACUGCAGGGGAUUGGCUCAGGCCCUGGCCCCACCUCGAGUUCAGGCUCCGCCCACAGUCCCAGGGGCCGGGCCAGGACACACUCCACCCCAAUUCCAGGUCCGGGUUUAUGUACUACAUACCUCGACCCCAAGCCUUUGAACUGCUCCAGCUUAGACCCCAGGGCCAUGGCCCUUAGAAUAUAGAUUUCAUCUCCCAGAAUCUCAGCCAGCCAAUUGGAACCCUAUUCUUGGCCCAUGUAACCAAUCUUGAAAAAUCCAAUCCCUGAAACUCAACGGUACUCAUGCUGGAACCCAAGCCAGACUCAGGGCUCGCUCCUUCCUCGUGGAGACUGAGGUUGCCCUUAACCCUGGAGGGAGGACAGGUCCCACUACAACGCGGGAGCCAGUGACCCCCUAUUCAGCCUUGGCGGUACAUUUCUGCACUAGAGAGUUACAUCCUUAGGGACUUGAGCUCCAUACCCUAAAGAACUUGAGGCCUGCCGCCCGAAUUUGGAAAUGUCCAGAGUCCGGGACGCGGAGCUCCGUCCUGUGUGAAUCCUGAGCGCCGCCCCUUCCUGAACACACUGGUCCCAGAUCAGAGCAGGACCUCUUCUGACCCUAUGGGAACCUCCCCGAGGUCCAGCCUAUCUCGAGGGACUCGGGAGGAAAUCUGCAGGGGGUAGGUGGGGGCUGGUCUCUUCCUGUUUUGUACAUAGAUUUAUUUUUCAGUUGCAAGGAAAGAUGAAUACAUUUUGUUAAAA
Messenger RNA from Jaculus jaculus (lesser Egyptian jerboa), 2765 nucleotides. RefSeq names its product menin 1 (gene Men1). Gene Ontology annotation, molecular function: Y-form DNA binding; transcription cis-regulatory region binding; chromatin binding. Lineage: Eukaryota; Metazoa; Chordata; Mammalia; Rodentia; Dipodidae. The transcript is spliced from 10 exons. Bases 196 to 2025 code for a protein of 609 amino acids. The record is from RefSeq and is a predicted model, not a curated record. Gene Ontology annotation, biological process: negative regulation of cell population proliferation; regulation of transcription by RNA polymerase II; negative regulation of cell cycle. Gene Ontology annotation, cellular component: nucleus; chromatin; histone methyltransferase complex.